This is a messenger RNA of Trypanosoma rangeli, 3039 nucleotides long. RefSeq lists its product as uncharacterized. Lineage: Eukaryota; Euglenozoa; Kinetoplastea; Trypanosomatida; Trypanosomatidae. The record is from RefSeq and is a predicted model, not a curated record. The transcript has a single exon. The coding region runs from base 1 to 3039 and encodes 1012 amino acids.
AUGGAACUUGACUUGGAUGCGGUUUCACGGGUACUGGAGACGUUAGUGGGAGCACCUGCUUCUCACCAUGGUUUUCCGUUAGUUUCGAAAAUUAAAACAAGGAAACGUACUUCAUUUCAGUCUCAUAAUAGGGCUGCUAGAGGCGCUUUCCCCAGCAAUGAUGACAAAGGAGAACCAAAAGAGGGGAUAACGACCAAUCAGAAGAAUACUAUUGAGAAUAACCGAGGCACACAGGAACUGUUGGUUUCUCCAAGGCGGACCAAACAACAACAUGAAAAGCUGCACCAACAGCACCGCACACGUCGUAAGCCUCUCAUACGAUUUGAUCCAUCACCUGAGCCGGUUCUUUCUAGAGUUAUUGAGGCCAGUGGCCUUGGUGCUUCUGCGGUUUUUAUUAAUGCUACUACCAAAGGCAAACACCAAGAGGACAAGGUUUGGACAACCAACCUUUACCAAACCCCACAUCCUUUUUUUGUGUUGAGCUCUCUUCCCAAGAACUAUUUGCGCAGAGAACUUGUCUCGCAUAUCGAACCCACGAAGAAUUCAACAGGUGUUCGUAUCGAGCGUAUAAGAGAUAUUGCGUUAUCUGUUUUGUUUGAAGCUAUUGCAGAUGAUUCGGGGGAACCAGAGACGCCGAUUGAGCGUCUUGUCGUAUCGUGCUCUAAUCACCCACGCACAGGUUACGUUGGCGUCCUCUGUGUGAAGGAUGUAAAAGGAACGCUAACUCGCGCCGUGAUUCCAGGUUCUUUAGUGGGACCGUUUAUAAAAUUGACAAUAUUUCCCAGAGAUGUAAUUAAAACAAAAGUUUUGCGUGCGAGUGCAAUAGAAUUGGCCUUUGCGGAUACUUGGACGGAACGUCGUAUUACUAAGGAGCCCAUGAUUUCCUUGGCAAACGAGGAGGAGGAGGAGGAGGAUGAAGUGGGCAACACUAAUCUAGUAACGUAUCCGCAGAGGGUGGGUGCAAUAGAAAGCGCAGGGGGAUCUCAUUCUGGUCACGUUGCAACACCACCUGUGAUGAGGAACCCGGUGAAAGUGAGGGGGUCUCCAUUGGUAUGUUCCACACCUCCCAUUUCUCCCGUUGAGGCUGCCCUGGGGGGUGAUGAAAGUGUUGAGGAUUCUCAUAAACUACAAACUCAGUUUGAACGCAUAGUACCACUGAAAGUAGAUUUUGUCGCACAAGCGGAAGCAGAAAGUGCGGGAGAGAGGGGAAUGCAUCCCCUUAAAAGCAGUAGGGCUCUUGGGUCGUCUACAACAGUGUCCAUAGAGCAAGAAGCUAACAAAGCAAUGAAGGCCUCUGUUUGCGGUGAAUCAGGCGACAGGGUAUUACGCUCCUUGGCGAACAAUUUUCCUUUGAUGCAUGCAUUGGAACCUACGGCGUGCAAAAAGGUUCGUGAGGAAGGUCGAGCAGAACCCGGUCUUGUUGAGGGCGGCGAAGGUGACUGUGCCGCGUCAAGGGUAGAUUCUGUUGAAACUGUACUUGGUAGGAAACAUGUGUCGAAAGCGUUGAUUGCGUGGAGCAUUAAGCGACAGCUUCUUCAGGACAAAAAUGUCAUGCGCUCCCUAAGAGAGGACACAGACGCCCCAUUUGAUGUUGCGCAGCCUGAAUUACCUGGCCAGCAAGAAAUACGAGGGGUUGAUGCUGAUGCGCGCUGUAGCCAAUUCCAUGGAGUCUCUGCAUCACGAGAGACUAAACAGGCGCGUUACGCUUGGGAUGCAGUGAGUCACUGGAGUCUUCAGAGUGCAUUGCGAGAAUUAACGACAAAUGCAAAAACGUUUACAGUGACAAUUGCACGUACAAUCGAUGAAGUCUUUGCUUCGCUUUCUCAGUCCUGUACUCUACAGAUGCUUUUUGUAUUGUAUGGUGGUGAAGCACAGGCCCCGGCAUCAUCUUUAGAUGAUUGCUUUAACCUCAUGGUAACAAUUGCGCGUGCCGAACGUCGACGCGGACGCAAUACGGAGCUUAUGUUUAGGAUUGCAGAUGGGUUUGCCUGCUUGUUGCAUCCGUGCCGUGAGUUGGAGAUGAAACCUCAAUGGUUAAUGGUUUCCAUGCAGACUCAUCCAGCUCGUGUAAACGAUUGUUUGUUGGAGGCUCUGCACCUUCACGAUGGAGGUUUGCAGCCAUUUCGGGAACGACGGUCUGAGGAUUCCGUUGUACCCUCCAACGUCACAGAGAAGGAGAUCCCUUUGUGCAAACCAGCUGUACUGCACUCUGUUGUUGAUUUUUCCUGUCUUUUUGAGACUUUGUUGCCUUCAUUGCGGGCUUGGCUCACUGUAGGCGACCUCUUUUACUACGGCGAUGUCCAUCCCGUUCUUCACUCCUUUAUCAACGAGGGUGGCAUCAUUCCUCCUACGGGGUGGUUCAAAUGUGUUCUGCAUGGAACAGUGCGGUCUGUACUUUUAUCCUUGCCAGGCACCGGGUGUGGCGAGCCGCGUGAGAUGCCGCCCGCAGCGCGGAGGAGACUUGCAUGUAUCACGCUGCGUAGUCUUGUGCCGUUUGUGGCGGUGUGGCAACCACACCUUCGCGCCGUGAGGGUUGUACUAUCAAAUGACCAUGUGCUUCAUCACAUCGAGUUGCUGGAUGGUGUCUUGCUGGAUCGCCGCGAGUUGGCGCUGGCUGCGGCUCUAUCGCCUCAGUCGUGGAGUAAAAUUGAACUCCUCAGCGACGGCAGCACUCCAAUUGGGUGCACAGCUUCACGUGGUGAAUGUUCUACCGCUGAGGUGCCGAUGGCGGCAGCGGCGGUAUCCUUGGGCAAUGCCACAACAACGAGUGUCUUGGCUUUUCAGGUGUUGAGUACCGCUCUUCGGCGGUCGUGGAUGGUGGUGGGUUUGUCACUUCUGGCAGGGAUACCGUUUGACGAAGAUGCAUUCAUGGACACGGUACUUCGCUGGGCGUACGCCUGGCCGCGUGCCAUCGUCCUUUUCCACACGGACCCUUUUGGGAAGGAGUUAUCACCACAUCUCUCCACGGGGUUUCUUGAGGCCUUCGCCCCCGUUGCUGGACUGCAGAGCGCCAUAGAGGCCCUUUCGGCUAAUCCAUAG